CCGCCACCACCGUCCCCUCCACGUGUCUGCCCUGCGCCCGUGGCCAUGUGCAGGACCCUGAGCGGCUUCCCCACCACCUGCCUGGAAAGAGCUAAGGAACUCAAGACGCGCCUGGGGACCCUCCUGCAGAAACCAGACCCCGGCAGGCUCCCAGGAAGCAGAAAACGGAGCAAAGAAGGAAACUGCUCAAAUGCUCUGCGCUGGAGAGAGUCCUUUGACGCGCUUCUGAGUGACCCGAGCGGGGUGGCCGCCUUCCACGCCUUCCUCAAGACGGAGUUCAGCCAGGAGAACCUCGAGUUCUGGCUGGCCUGCGAGGGCUUCAAGAAGAUCCAAUGCCGAGCCAAACGGGAGGCCCAGGCCCACUGCAUCUUCCAGGAGUUCGUGUCCUGCGAAGCCCCCAAAGAGGUGAACCUGGACCACGAGACGCGGGAGCUGACCAGAGCCGGCCUGCAGGCCACCCCCGGCACCUGCUUUGACGUGGCCCAGGCCAAGACCCGCGUGUUGAUGGAAAAGGACUCGUACCCCCGAUUCCUGCGCUCCCCUGCCUACCAGGACCUGGCGGCCCGCGCCUGCCCCCCGCCCCCCUCGCAAAGCUGAGCCAUCCCGAG
Sorex fumeus (smoky shrew) is the source of this 608-nucleotide messenger RNA. RefSeq names its product regulator of G protein signaling 16 (gene RGS16). Bases 46 to 597 code for a protein of 183 amino acids. The record is from RefSeq and is a predicted model, not a curated record. The transcript is spliced from 5 exons. NCBI's taxonomy places the organism in Eukaryota, Metazoa, Chordata, Mammalia, Eulipotyphla, Soricidae.